Molecule: messenger RNA, 1009 nt
Organism: Merops nubicus (carmine bee-eater)
Lineage: Eukaryota; Metazoa; Chordata; Aves; Coraciiformes; Meropidae
Gene: SP2
Product: Sp2 transcription factor
Exons: 3
Source: RefSeq, a predicted model, not a curated record
CCCCAGUGAAUACCUGCAGCCAGCUGCCUCCACUGCCCAGGACUCCCAACCCUCUCCCCUCGCCCUCCUCGCAGCCACAUGUAGCAAAAUUGGUCCCCCUGCCGUGGAAGCCGCCGUGACUCCUCCUGCCCCUCCUCAGCCCACGCCUCGCAAGCUCGUCCCCAUCAAACCCGCUCCUCUCCCCCUGGGCGCCGGGAAGAACAGCUUGGGGAUCCUGUCCUCGAAAGGGAACCUCUUCCAGAUCCAGGGCUCUCAGGUGGGCACCUCCUACCCCGGGGGGCAGCUGUUUUUUGCCAUCCAGAACCCCACGGUGAUCAACAAGGGCACCCGCUCCUCCGCCAACAUCCAGUACCAGGCGGUGCCCCAGCUCCAGACCGGGGGGGGACAGACCAUCCAGGUCCAACCCAACCUCACCACCAACCAGAUCCAGAUUAUUCCGGGCACGAAUCAAGCCAUCCUCACCCCUUCCUCUUCCUCUCACAAACCCGUGCCCAUCAAACCAGCUCCGGUUCAGAAGGGUGGAGCUUCUCCAGCCCAAGCCACAGGCAACGUGGUCAAGCUGGCCGGGGGUGGCAACCUGGCUGGGGGUGGCAACGUGACUCUCACCCUGCCCGUCAACAACCUGGUGAACGAGCCGGGUGCUCAGGCUCAGAUCCUGGCAGAGAGCCCUUCAAAACCCAGCAGAAAGACUCGGAAGAAAACCACCUCCCCCAGCCAGGCUGCUGCCGUGGCCGUGGCCGAGCAGGUGGAGACGGUUUUGAUCGAGACCACGGCGGAGAACAUCAUCCAGGCGGGCAGCAACCUGCUCAUCGUGCAGAGCCCGGGCUCCGGCCAGCCAGCCAUGGUCCAGCAGGUCCAGGUGGUGCAGCCCAAGCAGGAGCCUCAGGUGGUGCAGAUCCCACAGCAAGCCCUGCGUGUGGUCCAGGCCGCCUCCGCCACGCUCCCCACCGUCCCCCAAAAAUCCUCCCAGAACUUCCAGAUCCAGACGCCGGAACCCGUCCCUACCCAG